AUGCGUUCAGCAGCGAUCUCUUUCCUCGCCCCGGCCCUCCUUUCACGGGUCUACGCCCUUCCUCUCGUUAGCAGCGAGUCUUGCUAUGAGACUUCCACAGUUACUGUCACAAGGACCAGUGAUCCGGGAUGGCACUAUACUCCUAUUACAGGAGUCCCAAGCCCGACCGAAGCCCCCGUCGAUCCGACCACUCUUCCUUGUGAUGAAACAAGCUCGGCCCUCCUGACCUCUCUCCCUCCGGAUGAAACCUCGUCCAUCCCGACACCUCUCCCUCCUGACGAAACGUCCUCAUCCAUUCAACCUUCCGAACCAACCUCUACUCCAAUAAUAAAUCCGAGCGAGAGUUGCAAACCAGCAAACUGGACCAUAGAAGGACGAGCUCCUUCCACGGGCACGCUCAAAGCCGCCCUCAUCUUUGUCGACUUCCCCGACGCACCCGCCAACACCACGGUCGAGGAACUAUGGGCACCAUACGCAUCUGCCCCAAAAGAGCUGUACAGCCAGAUGUCCUACGGGAAACUGAAUUUCGAAAUCGUCCCUCUGCUCGACCAGUUCUAUCGCAUGCCUGCCGAUUCGUCAUCAUACAGUUAUUCGCGCGAUCUUACCACCGACAUGCACCUGAAAUACAUCAACGAUGCGCUCGAAGCCGUCGGCCCAGAUGCCAGCUUCGCCGGAGUCGACACCCUGUUUAUAAUGCCCUGUAAGUACGCAGACGAGAUCUCUUUCUCCACAUCGACCGCCAUGGACGUCACAGCCCUCGAUAACUCGGUGAUUGGGAGCACAAUUACAUUCGGACAAGAUCUGUACAAUGUCUGGGGUUACAAGACGAUCAACCACGAGACGGGUCACGCCAUGGGGCUGCCGGACCUGUAUCCUCCCAUCGAGGUCAUGGGCGAAAAUCAGGAGAACACCAAGGCUCUCGCUAUCCCGGUUACUAAUAACGUUUACAUCAUGGCCGAGGUUCGCUCGAAUCUGGGCAUCGACGACGAUGCAUGCGGCACCGGUGUGCUUUUGUACACUGCUGACAACGGGCUGCGCAGUGGGGAGGGACCCAUCCGUGUCAUUGACACGACCCCUGAUUCCCAGGGUUGUGCGGCCAGAUCCGGUGGAGAGGCGCACGAGUUUAACGAUGCACCCUUGAGUGUUGGCAAGUCUUGGGAUACAGGCUAUGGCGUCAUCGUCACUGUUACGGGGCAGGAGGGUGAUGAUUAUCUGGUCGAAGUUGAGCGUCAGACUUAG
Trematosphaeria pertusa is the source of this 1239-nucleotide messenger RNA. RefSeq lists its product as uncharacterized. The coding region runs from base 1 to 1239 and encodes 412 amino acids. The transcript is spliced from 2 exons. The record is from RefSeq and is a predicted model, not a curated record. NCBI's taxonomy places the organism in Eukaryota, Fungi, Ascomycota, Dothideomycetes, Pleosporales, Trematosphaeriaceae.